AUGUAUGAAAUCUGUGCAAAAUUUUUUACCAAAAAUCAAGUUGAUACAUUAGUUAAUGGUAAACGUGCAAAUAAGUGGUAUAAUAAAGACAUUGCUUCAUGUAUUGGACUUAGGAGUAUUUCACCUAAGUGUUAUAAAUACAUGUAUUAUAAUAUAUGUAUUUCAGCAUUGUCAACUUUAAGAACUUGGGCAGCCAAAAUUGUAUUAGAACCAGGAAUUAUAACCAGUGUUGUGAAUUUAAUGAAACGUAAAGGUGAAACUAUGACAGAAAAUGAAAAAUUAACUGUUUUGUCAUUUGAUGAAACUUAUUUAAGUAAAACCAUGUCAUAUAAAAAAAAGAGAGAACAAAUUUGGGGUCCUCAUAAAUGUGUCCAAGUGGUGAUGGCAAGAGGAAUUAUAAGCCCGUGGAAACAGCCAAUUUAUUAUAAUUUUGAUGAACCCAUGACGAAGGACUGA
Macrosiphum euphorbiae (potato aphid) is the source of this 456-nucleotide messenger RNA. NCBI's taxonomy places the organism in Eukaryota, Metazoa, Arthropoda, Insecta, Hemiptera, Aphididae. The record is from the annotation of a GenBank genome assembly.